Saccharomycodes ludwigii is the source of this 1635-nucleotide messenger RNA. It is a transcript of the gene CCT4, whose product is annotated as chaperonin-containing T-complex subunit CCT4. Gene Ontology annotation, cellular component: chaperonin-containing T-complex. The record is from RefSeq and is a predicted model, not a curated record. The transcript has a single exon. NCBI's taxonomy places the organism in Eukaryota, Fungi, Ascomycota, Saccharomycetes, Saccharomycodales, Saccharomycodaceae. Bases 1 to 1635 code for a protein of 544 amino acids. Gene Ontology annotation, biological process: protein folding. Gene Ontology annotation, molecular function: ATP hydrolysis activity; ATP-dependent protein folding chaperone; ATP binding.
AUGUCAGCUAGCGUCAUGUCUACUCCCAGAGCCACCAAAACAACUGCUUCACCCUCUAAUUCUGUUUUCAAAAAUAAAGAAAAACCACAGGAAGUUCGUAAAGCCAAUAUCAUCGCAGCUCGUGCUGUUGCAGACUCAAUUAGGACGAGUCUAGGCCCAAAGGGUAUGGAUAAAAUGAUCAAAACAUCUCGUGGCGAAGUUGUCAUUUCUAAUGAUGGCCAUACAAUUUUGAAAGAGAUGGCUUUGCUUCAUCCAGUAGCCAAAAUGUUGGUCGAAGUUUCUGCUGCACAAGACUCAGAAGCAGGAGAUGGCACAACUUCUGUUGUUAUUUUAACAGGUGCCUUAUUAGGGGCUUGUGAAAAAUUAUUAUCCAUGGGCAUUCAUCCAAUGUUAAUUGCUGAGUCCUUCCAAAAUGCUGCUUCCAGGUGUGUAGAGAUUUUAGAUGAAAUGAGUGUCAAAAUUGAUCUUCACAAAGAUAAAGAUGCUUUGAUUCGUGCAGCCUCUACUUCUUUGAGUUCUAAGAUCGUUUCUCAGUAUAGUUCUAUCUUGGCUCCUUUGAGUGUUGAUUGCGUUUUACGUAUUGCCUCUAAAAACUCAGAAAAUGUCGAUUUGAAAAACAUUCGUUUAAUUAAAAAAGUAGGCGGCACAAUUGACGAUACUGCUAUGGUUGAUGGUGUUGUUUUAACCCAAACUGUUGUUAAACAAGCCGGUGGCCCAACGAGAAUGGAAAAAGCCCGUAUUGGUUUAGUUCAAUUCCAAAUUUCUCCACCAAAGCCUGAUACAGAAAAUAACAUUGUGGUUAAUGAUUAUAGACAAAUGGAUAAGAUUUUAAAAGAAGAAAGAGCCUAUUUGUUGAAUAUUUGUAAAAAAAUUAAAAAGUCUAAAUGUAAUGUCUUACUAAUCCAAAAAUCCAUCCUAAGAGAUGCAGUUAAUGAAUUAGCUUUACAUUUCUUAGCUAAGCUAAAGAUUAUGGUUAUAAAGGAUAUCGAAAGAGAGGAGAUUGAGUUUUUGAGCAGAUCAUUAGGUUGUAAACCAAUUUCUGAUGUUGAACUAUUUACCGAGGAUAGAUUGGGUUCUGCUGACUUGGUUGAAGAAAUUGAUAGCGAUGGUUCCAAGAUUGUAGAAAUUACAGGCAUCCAACAUAAAGAAGAACACACCACUCCAACGGUGUCAGUUGUUAUUCGUGGUGCAAACAAUAUGGUUUUAGAUGAAACUGAAAGAUCCAUUCAUGAUUCUUUAUGCGUUGUACGUUGUUUAGUUAAAAAAUCGGCUUUAAUAGCGGGCGGUGGUGCUCCAGAAAUCGAAACCUCACGUUUGUUAAUGAAAGAAGCUAGGGCUAAAGAGGGUGUCGAAUCCUUUGUUUGGCAAGAAUUUGCCCAAUCUUUGGAAAUCAUACCAACCACUUUAGCAGAAAAUGCAGGAUUGAAUAGUAUUAAAGUUGUCACUGAACUUCGUGCCAAACAUGAGCGCGGCGAAAAGUAUGCCGCUAUAUCAGUAAGACGCUCAGGGACCACAAGUGAUGCUGUUCAAGAACAUAUUUUGCAACCUUUAUUGGUUAACACAAGUGCAAUUACUUUAUCUGCAGAGUGUGUAAAAUCUAUUUUACGUAUUGAUGAUAUUACAUUUAGUCGUUAG